AGGAGCUGGGGCAGAAAUCCAAACAACUCUGGGGCAGCCAGAUUAGGAAGCAGGCGCCAUUGGGUCAACCUCUCCAAAGACCAAAGAAAACACUUUUGCCCAUUAAAUGUUCUGCUAGUUAAGUCUCCUGUCUCUGGGCAGGUUGGCCUCCGGAGGAGACAUUCCCAGGGCCUUCUACUCAGAAAACCAGUGAGGAGGGGGAAGCAAAAUGUGAAAAAGGAAGAAAGCCUGUGGCAUCACUGGCUUCCAUGCCAUAGGACUGUGAUGGCAAACCAAUGGCACAUGUGUCCUCUCUAACACGCAAAACACCCAGUGCCAGAACAUGUUUAAGUUUGGGCACUUGGUCUCUAAAAGGUUUGCCAACACUGCCAUAGGAUGAUAAAUCCUAGGUCAGCCCUGUCUUCUGAGGAAAUCUUUCCCAGCCUCAUCAACCAAGCCUAAAAGAAGUUACAUUUCUCUGCUGGCCCUCCUUGUGCUUCUACUACAUCAACCCUGGCUGAUGGUGAGGAAUGCUUCAAGUUACAGUCCCUAUCAUCCAGAAGGCCUCACAAUUCUCAGCCCGUCUCUUCUAGGAGUAUCUGUUGGCUGUGAGUUUGCAGAGGCUGAGACUAGAGGGACAGGAACUGGAGGGAAAGAUAUAAUCUGCAAAGACCAGAAAAAGAAGUGUCUCAUUAUCCAUCCUAAGCAACUUAUUAAACUUCCUGCCAGUUCAGCAACUGAACUAUGCUGAGGACAAAGGGGAAAAUUGGAAGGAGGAGAGAAAAACUGAGACAUUUUAAAAGCAGCUGAAAAAGUGGGAUGGUAAAAGUUUAAUCAGGAUUAUUGCUGCCAAACUGGGACAGUUGAAGGAUCUAGGGUGACACCCGUCGUUGCCCUUCCAAAAUGCCCUUGAAACCUCUCAGUUUCCUUUUCAUUUAAAAACAAAAGCAAUCCAUUCACCUGCAACCCAAAACCCACGUACAAAAGAUUUCAGCUCAUUAAAGCAGACCUCUGCGGAGGAGAAGGUUGCGUCAGCAAAAUUAAUCUUGUUUAUUCCAGUUUCGGAACAGUGGGUUUUUGAAAGGACAGGAUUUCAGACUCACCUGUCCUGCACCCUUUUUGCACAAUCAUCAUCCAGGAGCAUGCAAGGGAAAGAGGGAAAAGCCAUGCACAGAGAGAGACCUGAAAUUCUGGAGGUUGCGCAUGAUCUCUCUGCACAAGAUCUGCGGGUUUUAUUAUCAUUACCUCUCUGCACAUCAUCUGUGGAUUUGGAGCAUGCAAAGGGGACCUUCUGUUUCCAUGGGAAAUUGGGCAUGGAAUACUCUUCAACCAUAAGGAAAUAAAGUCCCUAAUUCUUAUGAUUGCAACUGAUAUAUAAAUAAGUAAUUUCCCUUAAGAAGCUUGGCUCCGUUCUGUCCCAUGUAGAACCUGGUUGAGCUCUGUAAUUACUCCUUUCCAAAGAACAGUUGUCCUUCCCACCCAUGGCGUGAGCUCUUCUUGGGCUCCAUUGGUAACAAGUCUAACUGGUUUGGAGGCCUCCAGGGGAAGGCUAUAUCGGGCACAGGACAUAAGCAAGAAGAUAGUGAGCAAACCACUGAAGCAGGGGCAGCAAGACACCCUUUCUCCUGCUGGAAAGAUUUUGACAAGGCAGAAUUUGGGAUGAAGCAACCUGGCAUGUGAGACCCGUCGUAACCCUCUACACACACAUUGGGGCAGAAGCGUUGUGGGACCAGGUGAGUGGCCACCACACUCCAGAGCAUCAUGCCAGUGGAGACACUCCAAGCUAGCCAUACCAUGAAAGGGAUUUCGGCUCCCAUGGCACCUUUCACUUCGGCCAUGCCCUUCCGAAUCCUGAACAAGGGCCCCGAAUAUUUCCGUCGGCAGGCAGCCAGCGUUCCAGUUGCCACCAAGAAGCUCAGCGCUGUGGAAAGGCUGGAGGCCGACAAGGCCAAGUAUGUCAAGAGCCAGCAAGUGGCCAGCACCAAGCAGGAACCAGUGAGGCCUCUGUUACUCAAACAGCCGCUCUUCAUGCCAGGGGUGAGGAGGGUGAUGCUGACCCCUAGCCGGAAAACCCCGCAAGCUGGGCGCCGGCCGGACCUGUGCGGGGCCAAGACCUCCCUCAACUUAGAAAUCCUCAACAAUUUGAUCAACUUUUGCGACAGUCCCCUCUCUCCGUUCCCCAAACCGGAGAAGAGCCCGCUGGAGCCCAAGUGUUUCCCGGGCACCCCCCGGAAGAAGGGGACCCCUACGGAAGGCAUGAGUAAGUUGUCGCAAAGUUCGGCCUCCUCUUCCUCCAAGCCCCCCAGCACUGUCGCCGUGCGCAGGGUGGAUGUCCGGCCCUGUGGGGCAAUGAGAGCCAGAGUCACCCCAACUAUUCAGCUGACUCCUGUCCCCACCUCGCCGGCCCAAGCCCGGAUCCUGUCCGCAAGUCCUCUGAACUCCCCAAACCCUUGCGGCGAGCUGCGGCCGGAGAGCGCCAAGCGUCAGACCUGCUUGCACCGAUCCAAAUCAGACCUGAGCGACCGGUAUUCACGGGCCACAGCUGACCUGGAGCGUUUCUUCAAUUACUGCGGCUUGGAUCCUGAGGACGUGGGGGACAUGGAAGUGGAGCGUUUCACCCGGGCCAGUUCGGACAUUGUGUCCGUCAAGUUCCACAGUGUCAGCACGGCCAGCUCGGAGGGGACCCGUUCCCGGCGUAGUGCCAUCACCUUAGAGGAGCGGCAGGCCGAGCGCAUGCCCUAUGGCAUCUCCAUCAUCGAGCGCAACGCCCGAGUCAUCAAGUGGUUGUAUGGACUACGGCAAGCCAGAGAGUCCCAGAAGGUAUCCAACGUAUAGCCAGCCAAAGGAGGAUAAAUGGAAAGAAAGCAAUGUGUUCCCAAUGGUUUUCUGUGUAUGUUUUGCUAUUGACAGUGGUGGGGAAGGUUUUGCAGCUGUUGCAUGGUUUUUUUUUUUAUGGGGGGGGGGGUCCCUUUGGGGAAGCAUUGUCUGUGUGUGUGUUUGUGUGUGUGCAGUAAUUCUGAUCAGGGAUCAUUCUUCUACCUGGUCCUUGUCAGGUAGGUUAGAAAAAAUCCUUCUGCAAAAAGAGAAGGUGAUUUGAGCAUCUUCUUGAAUUAACAUUCAACACUUGAAGAACAAAGCAUGGCCCUCCAGAGGUUGUUGGACUAAAAUUCCCAACAGCCCUAGCUAUCAUAGCUGUUGAUGGAUGCUGAGAGCUGCAGUCCCAACUACAUCUGGAGGUUGGCAUUUCCAUCCUAAGUGGGCCACCAGUACGUAUAAAAUGGAAAAGGUGGUUUAGAAUUUAUUCCCUCUUUAACAUUCCCCCACCACUGCGAGAUGUGUCUAGUUACAUGUCCCAUCAUCCCCAGACAGCAUGGGUGCCUGGAGAUAAUAGGUGUUGGUAUUGGACAGAUCUAGAGAGUUUGCAUCAUGGCUCAAGUGUGCAAGAAGGCAGCUAUCAAAACAUGUGAACAUUGCAGAGCCACUCUGGCAGAGAAACCCUGAAGGAAUUAGGGGGAUUCUUAUGAGGAAUGACUGAGGGAGCAGAAUAUGUUUAGCUUGGUGAGAGGUGACAUGACAACUGUCCUUAAAUAUCUGAAGGGAUUUCAUGUAGAAAAGGAGCAAACUUGUUUUCUACUGCUCCAGAGACUAGGACACAGAGCAAUGGAUUCAAACUACAGGAAAAGAGAUUCCACCUAAAUAUUAGGAUAAAAUUCUUUGCUGUUUAACAGUGGAAUGGACUGCCUCAGAGGAUGAUGGACUCUUCAUCUUUGCAGGUGCAUAAACAAAGGUUGGAUGGGCAUCUUUGAGGAGUGCUUUAGUUGUGUAUUGCUAUAUGGCGGGGUUGGACUUGGUGGCCUUUGUGGUCCCUUCCUCUAGCAUUCUGUUCCCAACAGUCCCUGGAUCCGAAAUGCUGUCCAAACCGUUAACCUGUUUGCAUGCUUUGCUCUGGGAACCUGCCCUUUGAAUGGCAGGCUGAAGGAUUAGCAAAGGCAACAACUGGGUUGGGUAACAAUGGGAAAUCUUAGGGGGAAGAGAGUUGUAGAAAUCAGACACAUUGUGAGGCAGGCACUGGAAUGCAAGCUGCUUUUUGUCUGGAAUACCUCCAGGGCUUGGCAUCCAGCAAAGAACCAGGUGGACUCACCCACCAAGAGUGGCAUCUUGUAGCAGGGCGGUUUUCCAAGAGGAGCAGAUCCAGGCAGGCCAACAAAAUCUGACCCUAAAGUGACAGGUGCAUUGCAAACUGAACACAAAGGUAGAAUUCAAAGAUACAGCCAUGUUAGUCUGUAGAAUCAGUAUGUAGAGAGAUCUUAGUCUGCAGAAUCAGUACGUAGAGAGAGCAUUUAGAUUCACCUGAGGAAGUAGAACUGAAGUCUACAAAAGCUCAUGCUGCCAAUUGCUUUCUUUCAGUUAGUCUCAAAGGUGCUACAAGAUCUCUCUACAUACUGAACACAAAGGGUACCAAGAUCAACCCUCAAGAGUGCAGUGGCCAUGUGAUAGAUAGAUACAUAGAUAAAUUAUUUUACAAGCAGCUGUAGUUUCCCACAUUUGGAGACCAGGGUGGCCAUCCAUCCAUGUGUCGUACCCCCCAACAUUGCCAUCACCCACCUAGCCCAUCGUCUUUCCCUCACCUCUUGCAAAAACUCCUUAUUUCCAAGAGAUUUUGGUGCCAGGCCUAUUGAGGGGAAUCCUCCAUCACACAACUGCUCUUGUGACCUGCUCCUGAACAUCUGUUUUAUAACUUUAGAAACAUUACCUUUUGGGGACUACACUUCCCAGAAUCCUCCAGCCAGCUGGCUGG
Messenger RNA from Sceloporus undulatus (fence lizard), 4777 nucleotides. It is a transcript of the gene FAM110A, whose product is annotated as family with sequence similarity 110 member A. Lineage: Eukaryota; Metazoa; Chordata; Lepidosauria; Squamata; Phrynosomatidae. The record is from RefSeq and is a predicted model, not a curated record.